AUGUCUAAUUCAAAGAAACUCAUCCUCGUUAUUGGCGCAACGGGUGCCCAGGGGCUCGCGGUCAUAGAUGCUCUGCUUGCGCCUAGCGAUGACGGCACGCCGUCACCGUAUGCCAUACGGGCACUCACGCGCAACCCUAACAAUGACCGCGCCCGCGCAUUGGCAGGGAAAGGCGUGGAGCUGGUCCAAGGCUCAGUGGAUGACUUUGCUGUCGUGGAGAAAGCCUUGACAGGCGUCUACGGCGCUUGGGUCAACACGGAUGGUUUCGUGAUCACAGAACAGAAGGAGAUCUACAUAGGAAUGAGGAUCUUCGAACUAGCGAAGCAAGUCAAGUCGGUCAGGCACUACGUUUGGAGCAACCUCGAUUAUGUGACCAAGCUGGCUAACUACAACCCGGACUACAAGUGCGACCACUACAAUGCCAAGGGCAGGGUCGCUGACUGGAUGAAAGCACAACCUUCCGUAGUGAGUGAUAACGAUAUGUCCUGGUCCGUGGUCACCACCGGACCCUACAUGGAGAUGCUGAAUAUCCACAUGUUCGGCCCUCUUAACAAACGCGAAGACGGCACGUACGUGUUUGCCAGUCCAGUGGGGAACGGGCAUGUCCCCAUGAUCGCCCUGGGUGACCUCGGCUGGUGGGCGCGCUACACGUUUGACCACCGUGCGAAGACAUCCACGAAGGAUCUCGAGAUCGCCAGCGACAUUGUCGGGUGGGACUACCUCGUCGCUAGCUUCCAGACGGUCACGGGUAACAAGGCUAUCUUCGUGAAGCAGUCGCUCGAUGAGUGGUUCGCGAACUUGAAUGGUAUCGAUAGACCUGUCGCGCGGGAGCAGAAGGUAGGUGACGGGACGACCACUUGGAGGCAAAAUUUUUCGGGCUUCUGGAGGGUGUGGAGGGAUGACAUUGUCAAGCGAGAUAUGGAGUGGAUUAGAAAGGUCCAUCCCGGGACUCGCUCCCUAGAGAAGUGGAUGAAGGAAGUAAGAUACGAGGGGAAGCUGCGCGGAGAUUUGUUGAAGGACGUCCAAGAUAGCGGAGGUCAGCCUUUCAACCUUGAGAGGACGAAGGGCCUUUGA
Molecule: messenger RNA, 1074 nt
Organism: Gloeophyllum trabeum ATCC 11539
Lineage: Eukaryota; Fungi; Basidiomycota; Agaricomycetes; Gloeophyllales; Gloeophyllaceae
Product: NAD P-binding protein
Exons: 4
Coding region: 1-1074 (357 amino acids)
Source: RefSeq, a predicted model, not a curated record